Messenger RNA from Pichia membranifaciens NRRL Y-2026, 3237 nucleotides. RefSeq lists its product as hypothetical. Lineage: Eukaryota; Fungi; Ascomycota; Pichiomycetes; Pichiales; Pichiaceae. The record is from RefSeq and is a predicted model, not a curated record. The transcript has a single exon. Gene Ontology annotation, cellular component: nuclear cap binding complex; nucleus. Gene Ontology annotation, molecular function: RNA cap binding; mRNA binding. Gene Ontology annotation, biological process: mRNA export from nucleus; nuclear-transcribed mRNA catabolic process, nonsense-mediated decay. Bases 1 to 3237 code for a protein of 1078 amino acids.
AUGUCAGAAGAGCUUUCACGUAAGAGACAACGCCCUGAUGAAUUCGAAGAUGAUUUCUACGAACCAUCUUCACAUCAAAAUGGCGACAGCAACCAAAAUGGCGAAGAGCAACAGCCUACGUAUGAGGCAGAUGCCUUACCCCCUCAUAUGAUGGGUGGUGAUAACGGGUACGAUGAUUAUGCACCUCCUCCACAUCAGGCUAUGGACUAUGAGCAAAAUGAUGAGAAUCUGAAGGAUACAAGAAAUUUCCAGUCAAAUGCAGAGGAGGCAGGUGAUCAAGCGGAUCUAUUCAGACAGUCAGCAGCAGGAUCUGGGGGUUAUGGUCAAAAUAGAUACGACGGGGGAGCACCUCGUAAAAGGCAAAGACGGAUGCAAUUGAGUUCAGAAAUUCAAAGAGCUCUUGAGCUGUGCAAUAGUUUACAAAGUUUUGGAGAUUUGGUAUACGAAACAAAGCCAUUGUUAACGCAGAGCAGUGAAACAAUGGCCAAGUUAUGGUCGGAUGAAGACUUCAAAAGUAGCUUGCUUAAAUUCUUAGGUGCAGUUGUUGUUGAAAUGCCACACAAGACUGUCUUGUUUUCUGGCUUAAUAAUGUUAGCCAACGCAAAGAACGAACAGAUUGGCCAAGAUAUUUUAGAAUGGCUGAAAGACCGCAUCAAUGAUGUUUUUGACGCUAUUGAGAAGAAAGGAAUGGAUGUGGAUGGUGAUGAUAAUAAACCAGGAGAUGAUCAAAUGAACCAUGAAAAAUGUUGGAAUAGAAUUUUCUUGGUUAUCCGUAUGUUUGGCCUAUUAAUCCACAUCAUUGACGACUUUGAUGUGGUUGUUAGAUUCAUUGAACAGCUUUUGGAUUUUGCAAUUAAUUUGCAAAAUGCGGACGAAAAAAGAUCAAAGUUGGCAGAGUUAGUUUACUAUGAAGUUACUUUGAGCAUACCAUACUUAUUGGUGAAUGAUUCAGGGAACGAAGAUUUGAAAAGCAAAUGCAAGCAACUGUUAAGCACAGCUAGAAAAUUCAGAGUUAGAACCACUGAAAACAUGGACGUCUUUUACAGGCCUGUUGCUAAUGGUGACGGGACGUCAUGCAUUGCGAUGAGUGACUUGUUGCAGCAAGCCCCGGAAUCCACAGAGUCCUUUUUGGAGGACAUGACUUUAUUUUAUGAUGUCAUGUCACUUACUGAACCAUUGAUCAAAACUGUUUUGACCGAGAAGGAAACUGCAGUGGUUCCAGAAGGUGCUGAAGAGAAUAAUGAGAAUGAAGUGAACAACGAAGCUAAAGAAGAAAAGCCUGAACCUAAGAUGGUAAAACAUUCUAUUGGUGAAUUCGUUAUCCCAAGUGCUGAGGUUUUGAGCAAGUAUGAAAAUUUGGAAGAGUUUGCUUCGAUUAGUGACAAACUUUGGAAAUAUCCAAGAUUUAUUAUUGAUAUUUUCCCUCGUGAAAAGUCUAGGCGUAGCCUUGAAUUUGAAACGAGGCCUCAAUUCACGACAUAUGAAUCCAUGGUUUUGAACGAUAUUUUAACAAACAUUUUGAGCAACGUCGAAUACAAUCGUGUAACUGUGUCGAAGCAAUUUAUCAACUUUCAGAGGUUCUUUAACGAGAAAAAAUUCUCAAAGUCAAAUUCACCAUUGGAUAAAUUGAUGAUCAUUCAUGACUUGGGUAAAGGUUUAGAAUUUGACUUGAUCAAAAAUUUAGAGGAAAGUACCGAUUUCGAAGAGCAUAUCAAGAACCAGAUGAUAAAUUCGGCAAGAAGAAUCCAGGCUGAAUUUGAGGAUGGUUUUAAGUCCACUUGGAAGAUGGAAGAAAUCAUUCUCAACAAUAUUAUUGACCUAAUUUUUACAUUGCCAAGUAGCGAGUUGCCUCAAAUUUACUUUGAGGCUCUCUUGUCAGAUACCUGUGGUCGUGAUUGGACGUUAGUAAAGAGAUCUCAAUUGCACUCAAAUGAAAGCUUGGUUUUCUCCAAACUUGUUGGGGAUUGUUUCCGUUAUUUUUAUGAGAAUAUUGAGAAAUUGGAAUAUGAAAACAUUGUCAGAUUUCUUGAAUGGUUUGUAUUCCAGAUAAGUAAUUUCAAAUUCGAGUGGGAAUGGCAAGAAUGGGUAAGUGAUGUGAUUCAGUUGGGGGACGAAAGAGUGUACAACCCUAGAUUAUUUUUCAUCAAGAAUGCUAUUCACAAGGAAAUAUUGAUAACCAACUACAAGUUCAUCAGAGAUCGGACUUUGCCUGCCGAUUUGAAGAAGUUUGCGAACCUCACGUUGAAGAAUAAGGAAGAGUUGAUUGACUACGACUCCAAAUUUUUUGGCAAAGAGUUUGCGGAAGCAAAUACAAGUGAUCCUCUGGAAAAUGUUGAGGACUCCGAGUCGAAUGGCGAAGGUGGCGAGGACUAUGUUGUUGAGACCAACACGGACACAUACAAGUUAUUUUCACACUACUUAUUCAACCAUGACGAUCAUCCAUAUAAUGAUAUCUGUAGAGAUAUCUACAUGAAUUUGGAGAAUGUUGAUGAAUCCACUGAGUCCUUGGUUGAGUUGACGACCAAGCUUAAGGAGAAAAUCGAAAGCGAUUCGAGCGGGAUUGUGGAAAACAGCGACGAGUACAUCAUCACGCUUGUUGUCCAAUCGAUCUGUUUGAUUGGGUCGAGGUCUUUUUCGGUUUUCGAGGAGAGCUUGAACAAAGUCUUUGGAGACAAGUUGAACAUGAUUGUUGAGAACACGGACAACGACCGGAAGAAGCAGUGGAUAAUCGACGCGGUUCUCCGGAUCUGGAACAACGAGCCCCGGAUCGGGUUCAUGUUCAUCGAGAAGCUGCUUCGGUACGGGACAGUGAGCGAGAUCACUGUUGUCGAGAGCGUGUGGAACUGCAGCGAGAGCAAGGUGCUGCCGCUCUGCGAGGUCUACGCGGACGAGUUUCUCGGAAGACUACUGGAUUUUGCCGACGAGAGCGACGGGGAGGAGGAGCUUGCCAAGCAGAGGGAGAUCAUCCAGGUGUACCUCGGGAUGUCUGUGGCGAAGCUGAAUGGGUUCUACCACACGGUUGCUGCCGAAGAGGGCAACGGUGAGAUCGACAUGCGGUACCUCGAGGGGCUAGAUGAGACCAGCUCUGAGGCUGCAUGGGGGUUGAGGAACUCUGUCGGGCUGAUUGUGAGCAAGGUCCGCAAGUACAAAGAUUUAGACAUAGACUUCGGUGGGCUAUUUGAGAAGGCUGACAACGCGGAUAUCAGAGCACACCUGCAGCAAGCCGUGGGUGUGUAG